AUGUUUUCUAAAACUCAUCAACAAUUAGGUAGAAAUGUACACCUUACACUUAUAAGAUCUAAAUCGGUGAUUCCAAAAGGUAAUCCAAAUGCAACUGUUCCUUCUGAUGUUUCAUUAUCAGGACGUAGAGUGAUGAGAAAAAUCAGACUUGGUAAAGCCCGUCCAGCUAUAUUUCAUCAAUUUGAUACACUUGUUGAAUUAAGUGAUGGAAGUGUUAUUAAAAGAUUCAGUCAAGCUCCAAAGGAUGAAAUUCGUAUGAUUAAUGAUCAAAGAACAAGUUCUUUAUGGAAUCCACAUCGUGACGAUUUGAAAAGUUCAGACUUGCUUACUGAAGCUGGUAAGAUUGGUAGAUUUAGAUCUAAAUAUGGUACUUCAUUUGAAGAUCAAGAAGAUAAGAAGGAUGAAAAGAGAACAGAAGAUAAGGAACUUACUGUUGAAGAAGAAGAGAAAUUAAGACAAUUAGAACAAGAAAAAACCAAAAAGAAGAAUGAUGAAUUGUUUGCAAUGAUGGGUGAAAAUGCUGAAGAAAUUGUUGGUGGUCAAUUGUAUGAUAAGAAAUCAGACAAGAAGAGAUUCAAAUAG
Molecule: messenger RNA, 582 nt
Organism: Candida tropicalis MYA-3404
Lineage: Eukaryota; Fungi; Ascomycota; Pichiomycetes; Serinales; Debaryomycetaceae
Gene: MRPL36
Product: mitochondrial 54S ribosomal protein bL31m
Exons: 1
Coding region: 1-582 (193 amino acids)
Biological process (GO): mitochondrial translation
Cellular component (GO): mitochondrial large ribosomal subunit
Molecular function (GO): structural constituent of ribosome
Source: RefSeq, a predicted model, not a curated record